Molecule: messenger RNA, 1342 nt
Organism: Daphnia magna
Lineage: Eukaryota; Metazoa; Arthropoda; Branchiopoda; Diplostraca; Daphniidae
Gene: NC2alpha
Product: dr1-associated corepressor
Exons: 5
Coding region: 141-992 (283 amino acids)
Biological process (GO): transcription by RNA polymerase II; positive regulation of transcription by RNA polymerase II; negative regulation of transcription by RNA polymerase II
Cellular component (GO): negative cofactor 2 complex; nucleus
Molecular function (GO): protein heterodimerization activity; RNA polymerase II general transcription initiation factor activity; transcription corepressor activity
Source: RefSeq, a predicted model, not a curated record
UAGGAACAUUAAUCAACAUCGAUGUGGAAGCUGGCUGCUUUAAGCAGUCGAGUGGCCUGCUUUUUCUUAUAUAAAAUUUUUCCUGCGUUUCGAUUGUAAUCCAAUCAUUUCUGGGUACUAACUGUCAACCACUAUUGUUGAUGAACAUGCCCAGCAAAAAGAAAAAAUAUAACGCCCGAUUUCCGCCCGCCCGGAUAAAGAAGAUAAUGCAAACAGAUGAAGAAGUUGGAAAAGUGGCUGCACCUGUUCCUGUCAUCAUCUCUCGAGCAUUGGAGCUUUUUGUAGAGUCUCUCCUCACCAAAGCUGUACAGAUCACAUCAGCCAGGAAUGCUAAAACACUCAGUCCUGCUCAUCUGAAGCAAUGCAUUCUUGCUGAAAGUCGUUUUGACUUCUUGAAAGAUCUGGUCCUUACAAUUCCUGAUGUCCAGACAGAAGGUGAAGAUAAUGGGAUAACUAGCGUGCCCUCGACACCCACUGCUCAACAGGCGCAACCAUUAGUUUUCCGAUCUCUUAGCGAAGCGGGGUCAUCUUCAUCCACUAACAAGAGUAAAGGAACCGGAACUGGGAGGCCCAGAGGUCGUCCAAGAAAAAACCCAGCCGCUCCCGGAUCUACUGCGCCAAACAACCAAAGGAAAUGGGCUGGUAGAAAGUCAGACAGUGAAGAGACCGAUUCAGGCGACUCGGAAGAUGACGACGAUGACGAAAACAGUAGCGACACGGAGUCAUUGCCUAAAGGGCCGUCGUCGUCCAAGAAUGGGAGAGAUAUAGCGUUAGCCACUGCCCAUCAAGCAGCAUUUCAGUUCAAUGCCGUCCAGCCCAACUUCUACCAGGAAAUUGGCGGUCAAAAUAACUCGUCUUAUCAAAUUCAAAUUAACUUACCUCCUGAAACGGCUCCAAGAGAGAGCGAUAAAAUCGGCAAUGGCCAAGAAAAAGAAGUCGCACCCGCUACCGCGCAUCAUGCCAAUAACGACGACGAUGACUACGAUACAUAAUCAAGUACGAAAUGUCUCCCACUUUUGUCUGUUCUCUCUCUCCCCUCCCCAUCUUCCCCAAUCGAUUUGUCCCCAUCGUCUGAUAUUAUAACCUUCGGUAACCACAGAAUCUUCUCUUUCCAAGCAUCACGGAUCCACGCCUUCCCCUCAAACCAUCAUCUCCCCACAUGCUGCACAAUUGAAAUAGUUUUUUUGUUUGUUCUUUUUUAAUUUUCGUUUUUUUUUUUCUUUGAGGGGAAGUAUUUUUCGAAAUUUCCAAGACUUAAUCCUUUAUUCAGUGCUGUGAAAUAAAUGCGCCCAUGGGAUGAUGUUGACCAAAUGUGUUACGUCCUUCAGGUGUGAAACCACCA